Molecule: messenger RNA, 2500 nt
Organism: Suricata suricatta (meerkat)
Lineage: Eukaryota; Metazoa; Chordata; Mammalia; Carnivora; Herpestidae
Gene: MOB3B
Product: MOB kinase activator 3B
Exons: 5
Coding region: 392-1228 (278 amino acids)
Biological process (GO): positive regulation of protein phosphorylation; signal transduction
Cellular component (GO): cytoplasm; nucleus
Molecular function (GO): protein kinase activator activity
Source: RefSeq, a predicted model, not a curated record
GCUUCGGGGGAGGGCGCGGGUGGGGAAAGACGGACGAAACCCUGCCGACCUCUUGGGCCAACAACUGUCAAACAUCUGGAAUCCAGCCCCUCCCUUCCCCUGCGCCGAGGAAGGUAAAAAGCCCUCAACUUUCCUUUGAUUGUCCUCCUUGCCUCGGGACCCCUCUCGGAAUGGAAAAGGGCCGACGACCUUUAGGAAGAAACAUGAGGUUCUCUUGGAAACUAUUCAAGAGGAAUAUGGAAGGGGCCGCUUAAAAGAGAUUAAAAGCUAGACCGCAAGACUGGGGCCAGAGGGCUGGCAGUGGAAAACCCUGCUGGGUUGUGACCUCUCUCUGAAAAGUUCUACGUGCCUUUUUGCUUCCUGCAAAAGAAAAGAAGAGAAGGAAAAGACCAUGUCCAUAGCCUUGAAGCAGGUGUUCAACAAGGACAAGACCUUCCGGCCCAAGAGGAAAUUUGAACCUGGCACACAGAGGUUUGAGCUCCACAAACGGGCUCAGGCAUCCCUCAACUCAGGCGUGGACCUGAAGGCAGCCGUGCAGCUCCCCAGCGGGGAGGACCAGAACGACUGGGUGGCGGUGCACGUGGUGGACUUCUUCAAUAGGAUCAACCUCAUCUACGGCACCAUCUGUGAGUUCUGCACCGAGCAGACCUGCCCUGUGAUGUCAGGGGGCCCCAAAUACGAGUAUCGGUGGCAGGAUGACCUCAAGUACAAGAAGCCGACUGCCCUGCCAGCUCCCCAGUACAUGAACCUCCUUAUGGAUUGGAUCGAGGUCCAGAUCAACAAUGAGGACAUAUUUCCAACAUGUGUGGGUGUUCCCUUCCCAAAGAACUUCCUUCAGAUCUGCAAGAAGAUCCUGUGCCGCCUUUUCCGAGUCUUUGUCCACGUCUACAUCCACCACUUUGACCGGGUCAUUGUGAUGGGCGCAGAGGCCCAUGUCAACACCUGCUACAAGCACUUCUAUUACUUCGUCACAGAGAUGAACCUCAUAGACCGCAAGGAGCUAGAGCCUUUGGUGAAGAAAUCAUUUGCAGUGAGGAAAAUCCUGGCAUUUUACAGACAAACGGCCUUACAAAGAGAUGACGAGCAGGAUGUGUCACUAACGCCCCACCUCCCUUCAGAAGACAGAGGAAAGCCCUUCCCUCCUGGAGCCCUGCACCGGCCGGAGGGAGCCCUCCCCGCCGAAAUGGCACCUGCUUCCAGGAGCAGGAAAGGUGGAGACGAGCCGUGAUUCCUGAGAGACUUUCCCCCACUCACCCCGUGUGCCCUUAACCCUCUGAGUGCUGCUAGCCACGGCCUGUGGACGUGUCCGACCACAGCGUGCGGGAAGGACUGACCCCCUCCCUUCUGGCUCUCAAGUGCCCAGGAAGCCUCUGCACUUACCUGUGUGUCGCAGUCUGCCUGUGACCUGCCGCCUAAGCUUUACUGGAAUUCAGGUUUUGAGACCGAGACACUUACUUGUACUUUCCCACUCCUGUCUUGUCAACUGGCCGACUUUUCUGUACUGUGUCUUCUAAAUACCGGGCGAAUUUUGGAACUCUGGUUGAGCCGCAAGUUUGUCUAUAACAGGUCUUCCUUUCAGGUCUGUGAAAGGUUCCACCCUGGUCUGAUUCUGUGGCUUAACUUCCUGUAAGACCGUGGAGCCUGGAAGAGGUCUGAGACCCCCACCCUGCAGCCUCAGCAAGAAUUCCCUACUAGGCAGUUCUGUCAGGGCCCGCCCAUGACCCCAGACAAUGCUUAACUAUGGGGAAGGGCCUGGCUGAGAGCAUAACGCUGACAGGUUACCAGUUAACUCUGAAUAGAAUGUGUUUUUUUAUAGCCAUACCAUUCCUUGUCUCUUCUAUUCAAUGUUUUUCCUGUUUCCCGAGGAGAGGAAGUUAUAAAUGACCAAGAAUGAUCAGCAAAAGCUCUGAGCCAGAUUUGUGCAGUGUUUGUUCUUGAGCAAAGGGUAGGGAGUUCUGGCUGUCUCUACAUAAUAGUGAAAUUUCAGUGAAAAAAAAAAAGUGCCAUUGGCUAUUUGGCACACGUAGCUCAAACACGCAGCUCAUUGGCCUGUCGCCUUCCCAGCUGGCCCUCUGAGCUCCUAGUCCAGCCCAUGUUUUCUUUCUCUUCUUCUGCACUCCCCCUCCUUGGCCGUAUUAUAUUAUGGCACAGAAUUAAUUUCUGCCCCUAUGAUUGUGCCUCAGUUGCCAAGGCAACAGUGGAACUGGAGCUACCUUCCUUCUUCCAUUCCUUCCCAGUUUUCCUAUUCCAGUAAACAGAAUAACACAUUCUGUGCUACGUCCUGCCUUUGAAACCUAAGUGAAUCUUAGCUGAAGAAAUGUUGCCUUCUCUGCUUCAUUCACGAAACUGGUGGUGGUCCCGAGAGCCUGUGAUCUGAGGGGGAUAAUACUCCGGCGAUCAUUGGAACCUGACAAAAUAGCAGUUGGUGGAGGGGAGUAGAUAAGAAUGUAUUAGUGUAUUUUAAUGUAACACCGAUUAAAGAAUAACUAAACAACUCUGA